Molecule: messenger RNA, 5115 nt
Organism: Polyodon spathula (Mississippi paddlefish)
Lineage: Eukaryota; Metazoa; Chordata; Actinopteri; Acipenseriformes; Polyodontidae
Product: histone-lysine N-methyltransferase SETD5-like
Exons: 23
Coding region: 26-4735 (1569 amino acids)
Molecular function (GO): protein binding
Source: RefSeq, a predicted model, not a curated record
UCCCCUCACCACGGUGCUGGACGUCAUGAGCAUAGUAAUCCCUCUGGGAGUCACCACACCAGAUACAUCGUACUCAGACAUGGCUGCUGGAUCAGACCCCGAGUCGGUGGAAGCAAGCCCCGCCGUCAAUGAAAAGAAUAACUAUUCCAAUCACAUCUGUGGGACCGCUCAGAAUCCUGGGUACCGAGGAUUACCCUACGCAGAUCACAACUAUGGUGCCCCACCUCCCCCCACUCCGCCAACGUCCCCGUCCACACAAACCAUCAUCCCGCGGGUGGAGCUUAACGGGGUGCGCUCGCGUUACGAGGACAAUUCGGCUGACAGUGACAGCUCCUCCGACGAAAACGGCUGCAGGUGGUGUCACUGCAGCCUGACACAGGAUGGCUUUGUCCUCAAAUGUGAAAACUGCAGGGGUUUAGACAGGCGGAAAGGGAUUGGAGUCCAGCGAAGGAAACAAGAAAAUGUGUCUGGCGGUGAGAGUAGCGCCACAGAGAGUGGGGAUGAGGAGGUGACCCCGCCAGCAGUGUCCUACACUGCCACGCAGCACACUCCUACCAGCAUCACUCUCACUGUCAACCGCGUCAAGAGAUCCAAAACCAAAAAGAGAAAGAAAAGCACGGAGAAAACACGCAGCGCCCCAAAAGCAAAGAAAGUCAAGGUAUCGGCUCCUCCGGCUUUCCGAGAAGGUUCUAGGAAAUCGAUGCGAAUGAAGAAUUCAACGACGGAGGCUAACACCCUGGAUGAGAACACGGCAGAGGGCUGGGAGAACCGGAUCCGGCUCUGGACAGAUCAGUAUGAAGAAGCGUUCUCUAAUCAGUACAGCGCUGACAUUCAGAACUUACUGGAGCUGCAGCGCAUCACCAACAAGGAUUCUGUGGGGAAAAACGCAACAAUGGACACCAUCAACAAAACCGAGUUAGCUUGUAACAACACAGUCAUCGGCUCUCAGAUGCAGUGGAAUGGUUUCCUUGUUUGCUCACAGCUCCAGCUUGGGAGGGUGACGCGAGUGCAGAAACACAGGAAGAUACUUCGAGCUGCGCGGGAUCUGAUGCCUAACACCCUGAUCAUAGAGUACCGAGGGAAGGUCAUGCUGAAGCAGCAGUUUGAAGUCAAUGGGCAGUUCUUUAAAAAACCAUACCCCUUUGUACUUUUUUACUCCAAGUUUAAUGAGGUUGAGAUGUGUGUGGAUGCACGGACAUUUGGGAAUGAUGCACGGUUCAUCAGAAGAUCCUGCGCACCCAAUGCUGAGGUUCGGCACGUGAUUGCUGAUGGGAUGAUCCACUUGUGUAUCUAUGGCAGCACUCGCAUCACAAAGGAUACUGAAGUAACCAUUGGCUUUGACUACGAAUUCAACAAUUGCAAUUAUAAAGUGGACUGCGCGUGUCAUAAAGGGAACCAGAACUGCCCGGUGCAGAAGCACAACCUGAGCCCUAUGGAGCCACUGCCACUUCAUCCUCCCCCACCCACACCCCCACAGGUGGGAGCAAUGACCAGACGCAGUAAAGCCAGGCAGAAAGAGCUGGAGGUGGGCAACCAGGACAACCCGUCCGAUGAGAACAGCAACCAACAGUCUGAGGACCUGCAUGAUUCCAAAGAGUUCCAGAGACUUGGAGCUGCGGGCAGUGACACAGAGGGGGGAGAUGAUGAUAGGUUGAAGCUAGAAGAUAAUGAAGAGACUGAAAAUGACAAGAAUGCAAUCCUAAAUAAACAGUCGCAGGAUGAUCGGAAAGCUGAAGCCAUCAUGCAUGUGUUUGAGAACUUGGAAAAAAAGAAAAGGAGGAAUAUCCAGAGCCAGGAGAGGAUCUGCAGCACUUCAGGGGCAGCUUCCAGUCCCGCAACACCCACGGCACAGGAGCCUAAACUAGAUACCACCGAGACCGAGGAUCCCAAUCUUGCCUCAGCAGUGACACAGACAUCCCAAAACACCGGGGUGGGGGUCAGCACCCGCCGAUCCGCUCAGAGCACAGAGUUGCUAGUGGUGGAGAAACCACCUGCUAAGCCUGCUCCUGCCAGAUCGUCCAAGCCACGGCCAAAGAGCCGUCUCUCCCGAUACCGUUCCAGCUCUUCACAGCGCGCACGGCGACAGCGGCAGGCAAUGGCUCAGCAGGCAGCAGAGCAGGGGCAGGUAGCCAUGGAGGAGGGGUUAUCAGGGGCCUGUGGUGCCGAGCCAGGGAGCGCAGAAGGGGGACUGGCCAGUGGACUUCCCCUUGAUGUAGAUGGAGCAGCUGGGAUUGCUUCUGGAUCCCUGGGUAAUCGAGCAAACCUCCGAUACCCCAAGACUAAAACGUACCUGGUGACGGAGUGGUUGAACGAUAAGGUUGCUGAGAAGCCCGAAUCCCCGAUCGACUGGCCACUACGAAUAACCACGGACCCCACAGUACUGGCUACUACCCUGAACAUGCUUCCCGGUCUCAGCCACUCGCCUCUCAUCUGCACAGCCCCCAAACACUACAUCCGCUUUGGCUCCCCCUUCACACCCGAGAGACGCAGGCGCCCUGUCAUCCUUGAUGGAACCUACGGCUCCUGUAAAAAGCGUUGGAUGAAGCAAGCGUUGGACGAAGGCAUGUCAACCAAGACCGGGGAUAGUGGAACGGAGUCUCAGUCAUCACACCAAAGUCACAGCUGCAGCAGCACCUCAAACCCCAGCCCCUGUAACACAGAGUUAACAGCGCCCCUUAAGAAACGGAAAUCCUAUGUGCCGGAGGGAAACCCCUUGGAGCUGCUGCGACCGCUCUCCCCCAUCACCCCCCCUCCACCCUUGUCAGAUACUAUGAGCCCCCUGUUGGCAGCUUCUUGCGCCCUUCUCCUGGGAGGGGAAGAGGACAAGCACAAUGGAUACAUGUACUCUCCCCUUCACUCCCUUGCUGCUAGUCGCUGUAACACCCCGCUGCAGUUUGAGAACAUAUCCUCCCCUGAGAGUUCCCCUGCGCAUAGGCCUGAGUCCCUGUCACCAGAGCCUUGUCUCCGAACAGAUUUUGACCAACCCCAGACAAGUUGUCCGGAUCUGUCUGUUCUCUCUGGCAUGGCAAGCCCUGUCUUGUCUGCGACAGGAUCAUCUGAGGAUUUUGCUUCUGUACAGACACCCCUUGUUGCUGGGGUGCCAUUCAGCAGUACAACUGAUGCAGUCUUCAGUGGGAGGAGCUUGGAAUGCCAGGCACAGGCACAGGCACAGGCCCAGGCUAAGGAGCAGGCUUUCAGGACGGAGUUUAACCUCAUCUACGCCUGCUCCCCUUUGAACGCUAAUUUGCUGGCAUCCGGGAACCUUGCAGAGGGAACGGGACGGGGGUCUGCUGUUGGCAGUGACAGGAGAACAUCGCUGUCAGAAGGGGGGUUCUCCCCUGGAGAAGCCAUUUUUGGUCGACAGAGUCAGGGACUCCUGAACGAGCCUGCCCAGGGUGCAAUGUCACCCUAUGGAGAUAGACAGUAUGUUUACUCCGAGAGUGGAACACCACCCCAUAACCCACCACAAAAAAAGAAGGUCUCUCUGUUGGAGUACAGAAAGCGGAAGCAAGGAACAAAGGAGAGCUUCCUAGGCGAGCCAGGUAAAUUGGUGGGCACGCCAACCAGGUCCAGCAGCAGCUGCAGCAGCAACGCAGAGUCCCCUCAUGUCACACGCACCACUCUGCGGCACCCCACCUCCCCACAGAGCGGCUUCUCCUCCCCGGUUCACCCGUCCAUCCCUCAGAUAGAGGAGGUUAGCCCCCCAGAGCCCUGCACCAGCCGACACUUUGGAGCCUCAACAGCUGGCUCCCACAGCAAACCUCAGGACACCAUCAGCAGCCGCUGGAUGGUGCCCACAUCAGUUGAGAGGCUACGAGAGGGUCAGGGGGUGCUGGAGAGAGUCUUGCGAGGGAGCAUGAAGAUGGAGCGUGUGCUGAAGAGAGUGGAGUCCACUUCAGGAGAGACCAGAGAGAGAGACUCAGAUUUCACAGAGGGGGAAAGUUUAGAAAUGCAAUCCAUUUCUCUUUCUAGAGGCUCACCUAUACACAGCCCCCAAAGAUACAGUCACAGUCCCUCGCGAUACAAUCACCAGCUGCAGCCAGUUCAUUCUGAAGGACACCAACCAGAACCUCAGACUUUCCUACAGGAGAGCAUGUCUCCAUUUAGAGGCCACGGCAGCACGUAUAGCUACUCAACACCAUCACCUGGGCAUGGCUACAGGCCCACAACACACACAAUGAGCCAUGGGGCAGCCCAGAGCCAGCUAGAUCCCUCACUGCAGCCUUCAUCCUACUCCAGCCCAGUCCAUUAUUCCUCCUCUUCCUCUUCCUCGUCCUCCUCCUCCUUGGACUCCUCUAUGGCGCCCAUUGGCGGGAACAUCGGACACUAUGGUAGCAGUCAACAGCAUUCUGGAAGCAGCGUACACUUGUACGGUGGCAGCCAUCUAAAGACAAACCUGCUUUCUAGCCAGUCCGCGGCUGUAUCUGCUGCAUGCUCGCUUACACCGGGCAACCAUAAAACUGUAACAGACUCAAGCGUGGUUCUUCCAACCACCAAUGCUGCUUCGGUUAAUGCCACCUCCACUUCACAGAGCUCCAGACUCUCACAAUCUGACUUACGAACCUUAAGCCCAGUCAGCCCUGGACAGACUGUCCUGCAGUCUGGAACCAGGCUAUUAGCAGCAGCAGCGGCAGCCAACUCACAGCACUACCAACAUCGGGGAACAGCAUUGAGCCAGUACCAGCAUCCACAGAUACAAGGAUCUGGAGUACGGACACAAUCGGAAACCUAUUAGAUUAAAUAGAUCUAAUCUGUGGGGUGUAUGGACCAAACAGUCAUUUGGGAUUGAUUUCCACCUGGGCCUGUUUUUAUAGACUUUUGCUUCACCAAAGGCAUAAUAAAUAAUGAACAGGCCUUGGUUUUAAUUACAGUACGAACAACAAAAAAAAGACUGUAUAGAAUUUCAAGUAUCCCUCCCUGUUCACCUAUAACUCAGAUUGACAGAUAAUGUACAAAUAAGAGAAAUAGAAAACAAAAUAAUGCAUGUACCUGUUUAGGUACAUAAGAAAAAAUAAACAGAAGCAGAAAUAAUUUGGUUAGGCAUCUUUUGUUUGGUUUAACCAAAACAUUAGUCAGUAAAAAAAGCGUGUGUGUGUGUAAAUAUAUAUAUAUAUA